AUGCCUGGUCGCACAGCGGAACCCACCGAUCGCUUUCAGGCUCUCGUUCAAGCGCUGAGCGAUAAGCUCGGUCCGUGCAGCGGUAUUGAUAGCGAUGAUGUCGACGAGAAAGAACUACAACAACUGAUGGAGGACUACAUCUCGGAUGAGUCGGAAUGGGAGAAGUACUCGAUGGCACAACCGAAUACAGCAUACACACGGAACCUGGUUGACAAGGGCAACGGCAAAAGCAACUUGCUGCUACUAGUGUGGGCACCCGGCAGGGCCAGCCCUAUUCAUGACCAUGCAAACGCGCACUGCAUCAUGAAGAUCCUCAAGGGUAGCCUCACCGAGACACGCUACGCAUGGCCUACCGUCGACCUCAACAACUCCGAGGACCGUCACAUGCAGGUCAUCUCCGAGAAGACGUACCAGGCCGAUCAAGUCACGUACAUGUCUGACAAGCUGGGUCUCCACCGCAUCUCCAACCCAGACAAGGACAACUACGCUGUCUCCCUGCACUUGUACACCCCGCCUAAUGCAGCAGUAUAUGGCUGCAACGUCUUCAACGAAGCGAACGGGCGCUCAACGCACAUGGCCAAGUGCACCGUCUUCUCCGAGUACGGGUCGCAGGUUUGCGAGGCGCGGUUCUAG
This is a messenger RNA of Ascochyta rabiei, 633 nucleotides long. RefSeq names its product Cysteine dioxygenase. The transcript has 4 exons. Bases 1 to 633 code for a protein of 210 amino acids. Lineage: Eukaryota; Fungi; Ascomycota; Dothideomycetes; Pleosporales; Didymellaceae. Gene Ontology annotation, molecular function: ferrous iron binding; cysteine dioxygenase activity. The record is from RefSeq and is a predicted model, not a curated record. Gene Ontology annotation, biological process: L-cysteine catabolic process.